Messenger RNA from Moesziomyces antarcticus, 2355 nucleotides. RefSeq lists its product as uncharacterized. The record is from RefSeq and is a predicted model, not a curated record. Bases 1 to 2355 code for a protein of 784 amino acids. The transcript has a single exon. Lineage: Eukaryota; Fungi; Basidiomycota; Ustilaginomycetes; Ustilaginales; Ustilaginaceae.
AUGCGUCGGUCCACCCUCCGGCCACGCUCUCCCCGCCUACGCGCCCUCGGCUCGGCGCAUACAUCCAAUGCUCCUCAUCGCGAUUCAAUGCCACCCCGAACAACACCACAGCGCAACUCGCGCCACUCCCCCGCCUUGUUUGCCUCGGCUUCAUCGCGCACUCGUCGUCGUCGGUGCACGCGCGUCGCCGCCUUUGCAACACACGCCGCCAUCCUCGUAUCCUCCAUCCUCGUCUUUUCCCCCGCCAUGAUGGCGCCCGCUGCAGCACAGUCCGUCUCGCGUCUCGACACUCGCUCUCGCGCCGCCGCCAUGUCAGCCAACCAGCACACCUUUGACGCCAGAGCCACUGCACCUGACUCCUUAUUCGACUUCAAUUCCCAACCACGGCCUGCAUCGGACCACACUCUACCCGCCGCAUCGUUUUCACACCCACCACACUCCUUUGACGACGUCGACGAUCGGCUACCGCCAGAACCCCAUCCGUCUGCCCCCUUGCAUCGGCAGUAUCCGCGACAAUUCGACGACGAGUCCGCACUUUUCGGCGAACGCGACGUGUCCACCACCCUCAGCCCGCACGAAUACAACGCAGCCACCUCGGCCACUCAGUCAGCACAUCGCUACUCGCUCCCUUCCAGCUACCCCUCCAGCAUCGCCUCGUCUUGGAGCAGGCCAGAGCGCAGCGUUUGGUUCCAGCAGAAGGCCAUCAUCAUCACCUCCAUCUUCUUGGCCAUCUUCAUCGUCCUCUUCAUCGGCGCCGCCGUCUUCCUCCGCGAACGCAAGUUCGACGACGAACUCGCCGGGCUCGACGACGAAGAAGCGCUCGCACGCAUCGAGGAGCGUAUGACCAUGGGUCGCUUCUCCGAUCCCACAGAGAAGCCCGCCGGAGGAGGAGGAAGCAGAUUGAAACGACGUCUGCGUCUCGGAAGGAAGCGCUCCGAAAAGGACUCGGUGGAUCCGGAUUCCACCGACCCGUCCACAGGCUCGUCCAGCGCACUUCGACGCAAGCGCUUCCUCGUCUCGCGCUGGACACGCACGCGCGACAGCAACGACACGGUGCGCAGCAGCAACGAUGCAGCCUCCAUCCGCUCCGGCCGCUCGGCACGACGCGUUGCGCUGGGCGAUCCCACGGCACAGCAGACCGUCGAGGUCGUCUACGACAAUACAGAUGCCAAUGCCGCCUCGAGCCACACGGCAACGUCGGCACGCGAUGCCAACAGCGCCGACGACAGUCACGCCUCGGACUCGCGCACCAACCGUCCUCGUUCGCCACCACCCCCACAUCCCGACAGCGCCCAGCUUGACGGCGACACUGCCACCUCACCCACGUCGGGUGCGAGCGCGCGCUCCCCCCGCCGCGCUGUCUUGGAUGACACCGACUUCCAAGCCGCCGAUGCCGCCGAGACGCACGACGAUGAUCUUCGCCACAUGCCUCCCGCCUACAUUUCGUCCGGCUCUGCAGCGCUGCCGUCGUCGUCGUACGAUGGUGGUGCUUUGGCUGCGGCACUUGCUCGCGGAGAUGCCAAGCACGGCAUUCCGCCCCCGGCCGAGCGCGACACGAGCGUGCCGCCCGAAGUGUUUACCGCCGUGCUUGCAGAGUCGUCCGGUGCAGCGAGGGAGCAAGAGGCAGAGGCAGGGCCCACAGCAGCGCACAUUGCCACCGACGACAAGGCGCUCCUGGGCGCGCUUUCGGCUGCGGCGAGCAUGCCGUCGGCGCCGGCCACUUCGGAGGCCACGGCUCCUGCGUAUGGCUUUGCGGGUGGCUCUUCGAGUGGGGCUGUGAUUCUGCCGCCGACCGCACCCGUGCUCGAGGCAGAUGCGGAAGGCUUCGAGUUGCCGCCCGACGAAGCGCAGGAUGCAAUGGGUGGUGGCAAGGGCAAGGCGAAGCAGACACCACUUGCUACGUCGAGCCUGCUGCCCGCUCCGCCGGCUGCGGUCCAAACGGCAUUUUCGCCAUUCGACCAGCCGUACCGAUCCACUGCCCCUCCCGGGGCGCAGUUGCCGUCGUCACCGCCGAUGGCACGCAUUGGAGCCGGUUCGGAUAGUGGAGGUGGGAUGUCGUCGCGCAAGAGCGAAAAGCAAAAAGAGGCCGAGGAGGAGCAGCUGGCACAGCUCGUUGCGUCGCGUCCCGACGUACCGCGCUAUGAGAGGCGGCAGAGCAGCGCAAAUGGGGCUUCGGCGCCUGCGCUUGAAGAAGGAGCGGUGGAGGGUGUGGAGGAAGAUGCGAGGGGUCUGCCUGCGUACGAGCAGCAAAGACGCGCCUCCCAGCCUGGAACCCGGCGGCAGAUGCAGUUGACACCCACGGCUCCAUCGGCUCCUUCGGCCCCUUCCCCUUCGGCAGAUGGACUUGAUGAGUAG